AAGGCGUGGCUCAAGAUGGACGAAGAGGGCGCUUGCACCGCGGUGUCCAUCGAGAAGCACAGGCUGGCGAGCAUGCUCCGGGUCCCCAUGCGCGACUUGCGCAUGCUGGAGCCCAACUUCAGCAACUCGUACAGCGCGGCGAUCCUGUGUCGCGAGCGGUGCAUCGUCCUGCACCUCGAGCAGGUCCGUUUGCUCAUCACCGCCGAGGAGGUGUACCUGCAAGACGGCCGAAACAGCAGCGUGACCAAGUACCUGCCCGAGCUGCAGCGGCGGCUGCUGAUGCGCAAGCUCAAGCUCAUGGACUCGCACGGCGAAGGCUCGCUUCGAAGGGCGCUCAGCAUCCAACGCGGCGGGGAUGCGCCGCGGCAGGAGGAGCUCCCCUUUGAGCUCAUCGCGCUGGAGGUUGCUCUCGAGAUCGUAUGCAACUCGCUGGAGGCGGAGCAGAGGGAGACGGUGACGGAAGCCAAAGCCGGCCUGGAGGGUUUGCGCAAGAAGGUGAACACGAACAACCUCGAGCGCGUUCGCAGGGUCAAGUCGCGAGUCACCCGCCUCACCGGUCGGGUCGCCAAGGUGAGGGAGGAGAUCAAGCGAUACCUAGACGACGACUCUGACAUGAGGGACAUGUAUCUCACCAGGCGCCUGCUCGCCGAGCUCUUCGGAGGCGCCGAGGCGCGGGGCGGCGGGAUGGGCGGGAUGGGCGGCGAGCACCAGCAGACCCCGGGAGGCGGCAUCGAUGAGGACAAGGACCUCCAGGAGGUUGAGGAUCUCCUCGAGACGUACUUCACGCACAUCGACAGCACCUUCGCCGAGUUGCAAGCGUUGGACGAGUACAUCGACGACACCGAAGAUUUCGUCAACAUCGAGCUCGACUCGCAGCGGAACCAGCUCAUCAAGCUCGAGCUGGUGCUCACCACCGCGACGCUGUUCAUGACCAUGUACGGAGUGGUGGCGUCGGUGUUCGGCAUGAACGUUCGCAAUGGAGCGGAGGAUUCGAAGGCUUCGUUCGUCGUCAUCAAUGUGGUGUGUUCCGUGUGCACCGUGCUCGCGUUCGUGCUCGCGGUGACGUACAUCAGGUACAAGCGGAUCAUGUGA
Messenger RNA from Micromonas commoda, 1092 nucleotides. RefSeq names its product CorA metal ion transporter family. Gene Ontology annotation, biological process: magnesium ion transport. NCBI's taxonomy places the organism in Eukaryota, Viridiplantae, Chlorophyta, Mamiellophyceae, Mamiellales, Mamiellaceae. The record is from RefSeq and is a predicted model, not a curated record. The transcript has 3 exons. Gene Ontology annotation, molecular function: magnesium ion transmembrane transporter activity. The annotation marks the transcript as partial.